GUAGGAAAUGAGGGGGGACUCCGUGGGAAGCGGCUCCUGAAGUUGUUGCCACGUCGGAAUAGUUGUUGAAUGUGGCUAAUUCAUUCUGAAGAUAACACGGAAUACAUUUCAGGAGGGCAUCUGGUUUAACAGCAGUCAUGGUUUCUGUUAUUAACACUGUGGACACCUCCCACGAGGACAUGAUCCACGAUGCCCAGAUGGACUACUACGGGACUCGACUGGCCACCUGUUCCUCUGAUCGCACCGUCAAGAUCUUUGACGUCAGGAACGGAGGGCAGAUUCUGGUGGCAGACCUAAGAGGCCAUGAGGGCCCUGUGUGGCAGGUAGCGUGGGCUCACCCAAUGUUUGGCAACAUCCUGGCUUCGUGUUCCUAUGACCGCAAGGUCAUCAUCUGGAAGGAGGAAAACGGAGCCUGGGACAAGAUGUACGAGUACACCGGGCACGAGUCGUCAGUGAACUCUGUCUGCUGGGGUCCAUAUGACUUUGGUCUAAUUCUGGCCUGUGGCAGCUCGGACGGAGCAAUUUCCCUCCUCACAUUUACUGGAGAUCAGCAGUGGGAUGUCAAGAAAAUCAGCAAUGCACACACUAUUGGAUGUAACGCGGUGAGUUGGGCUCCUGCUGUAGUUCCAGGAAGCCUGAUUGAUCAGCCGUCGGGACAGAAACCAAACUACGUCAAACGCUUCGUCUCCGGAGGCUGUGACAACCUGGUCAAACUCUGGAAGGAGGAAGACGGUCAGUGGAAGGAGGACCAGAAGCUGGAGGCUCACAGCGACUGGGUGAGAGACGUCGGCUGGGCUCCUUCCAUUGGUCUUCCUACCAGCACCAUUGCCAGCUGCUCUCAGGACGGUCGCGUGUUCAUCUGGACGUGUGAUGACCCUGCAGGAAACACCUGGACGGCCAAACUGCUCCACAAGUUCAACGACGUGGUUUGGCACGUCAGCUGGUCUAUCACUGGGAAUAUACUGGCUGUUUCUGGAGGAGACAACAAGGUGACGCUGUGGAAGGAGUCGAUGGACGGUCAGUGGGCGUGUAUCAGUGACGUCAGUAAAGGCCAGGGCGCCGUCUCCACCAUCACAGACACGCAGCAGAACGAGCAGUGACGCACACGGCACACUGACCCUCGACCCCACCUCGAUUAAUUAAUGCAGCAUGCUGGACAUUUGGACAACAGGACACCGUCCACAGUGAUGGAAGGUGGUCUGUACUCAGGCCUGUAACACACCAGGAUUAAUAUUUCUAAAUUUCAUCCGAGGGCAGAGAAACUUUCCCAGUUCAAAGACGGAGGUUCAGCUUUUGCUUGUUUUUUCUCUUUUUUGUUGUUGAUUGAAAAAACACGACUGAUAAUUAGUGUUAUCAGAAGCACUCCACCAUUACUGUCUUAGUUUCCUCCCAGUUCACAAUAUUGAUGAAUGCUGCUCCAGGUGAAUCUGCUACGCUCACAUGCCAAAACAUUAAGUACACUAGUGAAUCCAUUUUACUGUAACAGCCCUGCACUAAAUCUUAGCUUCAUGACUUUUCUAAUGUUCAGUUCAGGCUGAAACAGUGUCAAAAUAUUAGGAACAUGUCAAUUCAGCAGUUAAAAAAACAUGCUGAAUCAACAGCUCUCUCAUUUAUUUUAAACUAACACUGAACAUCAUAAACUUCGGGACUGUUGAAUGCAUUCACUAGUGUACCUGAAACAUUCCUCCUCCACCUGGACGACCACAAUGAUCUCCUAAAGCCCUUCAACUUUAAACUUGUGUUUGAUUAAAACUUGUGUUUUAAUCAGCGAAUUUCUUCACAUCGGCCUAUUAAUGAACCGUCACGGUCCCAGACCGAAAAAAUGACGGCCCGGCUUUAAAUUUAAACUUAAUAAAUGGUUUAUUCAGUGAGCUAUUGACAAGUACACUCAGAUCCUCCCCUAAAGGUCCUAUGGCAACCAGGCGUGAAUAAGUCCUCUUGUUGUCUAGACAACCAUACAUGCAGAUGAUGAUUUUAAGUUUUUGAUGGUCUUUGUUUCCUCCCGAUGCAAAAUCAAAAACCAUGGAUGUGUUUUUCAUAUUUGAUGUAAUAAAAUAAUUAAUGUUAAAACA
Mugil cephalus (flathead mullet) is the source of this 2072-nucleotide messenger RNA. It is a transcript of the gene sec13, whose product is annotated as SEC13 homolog, nuclear pore and COPII coat complex component. Gene Ontology annotation, molecular function: protein binding; structural molecule activity. Gene Ontology annotation, cellular component: nuclear pore outer ring; COPII vesicle coat. Gene Ontology annotation, biological process: COPII-coated vesicle budding; protein import into nucleus; positive regulation of TOR signaling. Lineage: Eukaryota; Metazoa; Chordata; Actinopteri; Mugiliformes; Mugilidae. The transcript is spliced from 9 exons. The coding region runs from base 138 to 1100 and encodes 320 amino acids. The record is from RefSeq and is a predicted model, not a curated record.